Molecule: messenger RNA, 4290 nt
Organism: Phalacrocorax carbo (great cormorant)
Lineage: Eukaryota; Metazoa; Chordata; Aves; Suliformes; Phalacrocoracidae
Source: RefSeq, a predicted model, not a curated record
ACAUUAGUCUUUAGAUCUCUCUUGAAGAGAGCUGUUAUAUUUGUGCCUGCUAGAGUUGGAAAUAACAGUUCAGGAGCUGAAAAGGGUUGAAUGGAUUUACAGAAGGUUUUUUUUUGCGAGUAAAUUCAUGGCAACACAUUAAUUUGAUUAGUACAUGCUUUAGAAUUACUUUACACUCAAGCGAUUCAAAAGAUGUUAGAAUUAUCACCAGGCUGCUGGACAAAUAUGUGUUACACCACCAAGGUACAGAUCAAGACAAAUCUGUGACUCAGGAUUUUAUCUUGGGAAGAGCGCAAGGUGUACGAAGAACUCAGAAUAACAAGGGAAGAUAACUCUGGGAACUACAAUGUGUCAGAAGAACAGCUCUUGCUAAUACAGCUCCCCACCAAAGACCCGGUUAUCUAAGGUUUAUAUAGGAAUGCCUAGGUCAGCUGACAAAAUACUGGUCUUCUGCUCCAUAAAUGCAGAAAAAACGAUAACAACAGUGGAAAAUUGGAAGUCUGAAUUUCAGCUUUCUUAGAAAUAACUGCAACCUGACACAUUCCAUAAUAUUUAAACAGGGUGGGGGGAGAGAAGUCACCAAAGAUGUUACGUUUAGAGAUGACAUUGACAUGAAGAAUAGGUAAAUUUUGUUUUUCAGCCACUGGGAAAGCAGACCUCAUAGGAACUCAGAACAAGUAGGAGAAAAGCUUUUUUUAAAUUUUUUUUUCCUUGUUCUUUUUCUUUUCAAAGAUGAACCUAACUGUGCUCAAAGCUUUCGUGGGCUUGCUCUGGAAUUGCUGGGUUCUGGUGGGUCACGCACAGGGAGGUUUAGGAGACAAUCAUGUCCAUUCGAGUUUUAUUUACAGGAGGCUGCGGAACCAUGAGAGAAGGGAGAUUCAGAGAGAGAUUCUCUCUAUCCUGGGUUUACCUCACAGACCCAGACCAUUUUCACCAGGAAAGCAGGCUUCUUCUGCACCCCUCUUCAUGCUGGACCUGUAUAAUGCGAUGACAAAUGAAGAGGAUACUGAGGAGCUGGAGUAUUCACUAAAGGGAUCAAUGGCAGGGGAGAGCAGAGGGAUACGGAAAGGAUACCCUGCCUCUCCAAAUGGAUAUUCGCGGAGAAUACAAUUAUCUCGCAUGACCCCCCUGACCACACAGAAUCCUCCCUUAGCCAGCCUGCACGACACCAACUUUCUGAAUGAUGCUGACAUGGUCAUGAGCUUUGUCAAUUUAGUUGAAAGGGACAAGGACUUCUCCCACCAGCGAAGGCACUAUAAAGAGUUUCGCUUCGACCUUACUCAAAUCCCACACGGAGAGGCAGUGACAGCAGCUGAAUUCCGGAUAUACAAAGACCGAAGCAACAGCCGCUUUGAGAAUGAAACAAUUCAGAUUAGCAUAUAUCAGAUCAUCAAGGAGUACCCGAACAGGGAUGCAGACUUGUUCCUGUUAGACACAAGAAAGGCUCAAGCUUCUGAAGUGGGCUGGUUUGUGUUUGACAUUACUGUGACCAGCAAUCACUGGGUGAUUAAUCCACAGAACAAUCUGGGCUUGCAACUCUGCGCUGAAACUGGGGACGGUCGAAGUAUCAACGUUAAAUCUGCUGGCCUGAUUGGAAGACAUGGGCCUCAGUCAAAGCAACCAUUCAUGGUUGCAUUCUUCAAGGCAAGUGAAGUGCUUUUCCGUUCUGUCCGAGCAGCCAACAAUAAAAGGAAAAAUCAGAACCGCAACAAAUCCAGUAGUCAUCAGGAGUCUUCUAGGAUGCCAAGUGUUGGGGAUUAUAACACAAGCGAGCAAAAGCAAGCAUGUAAGAAACAUGAACUUUACGUGAGUUUCCGAGACUUAGGAUGGCAGGAUUGGAUUAUUGCACCAGAGGGCUACGCUGCGUUUUACUGUGAUGGAGAGUGUUCUUUCCCCCUCAAUGCCCACAUGAAUGCAACAAACCACGCCAUUGUUCAGACUCUGGUUCAUUUGAUGUUCCCUGAUCAUGUACCAAAGCCAUGCUGUGCACCAACAAAACUGAAUGCAAUCUCCGUGCUCUACUUUGAUGACAGUUCCAAUGUUAUUUUAAAAAAAUACAGGAAUAUGGUGGUGCGUUCAUGUGGCUGCCACUAGAAUAAAAGAAAAUAAUCUAAAGCAGAGGGUUUUAUUCAGAAUUGUAAUAAAGUCAAGAUAUGAGCCUUGCUGAUGAAAAGGCAGUCCUAAAUUUAUUCCAUUUCAUGUCGUCUCUCAUUUAAAUGUACAGUAUAAUGUAUAUAGUAGCCUUUAUUUAUUUAAAAGUAUAUAGUUUCUUUUGUACGAGCAAAAUUUCAAAAACAUUUAUUUUAUGGGUCACCUUACUAUGCAGUAGAACUUCACAAACUAAUUUUUCAGUUGACCAUACUGGAAUCUAUUUCAUUUCAUUUCAAUAUUUUAAAGUAAAGCCUUUGUAUAGAUUUUUUUAAAGCUAGAAAUUCCAGAACUUCUGUAACUGCUUCAUAUUGUUACAGGAACUAAAAUACGUUUGGUCAUAUCGUGCCAAUGAAAACUGUGGUGGGGUAUUUAUUUAGAAAAAGGCACAGAAAAAAAAACAUAAACAAAACUGCUUGGCUAAACAUAUUUUCUUCUUUUAGAAGUUCUGCUCCAUUAGAAAAAAUGAAACGUUGAACAGUGUUUAAGUAAAUAAAUAGUAGCUAGAAAAUAGAUGUGAAAAGAUUGCACAUAAUUGUUAUAACUAUUUUCUUUAACAAGAUGAGUGUAACUGGAGGAGUAUGUUACUUCUUGGCUUGUGGGCUGCAGAGUUUGCAAAAGGCUCAAAGCUUUGGGAAUUCUGUGGAGACAGACUCUCCCCUCUAUCUGUGACUUUCCAAGUUAACACUAAAGAUUGAACUACAACAUUCUUACCUCAAACCGCAUCAAUCUAUUAUCUAUCACGCUGCUCUGGCAAAUAUUUUUAUAAUAACAGCACAAGGUAAAAUAAAACAAAAAACAACACAAGCCUUCCCAUUAUAUACACAAAUUACUAUAUACACAAAAUAUACAGAAGACAGGCUGUGGAAGGGCUUUGCUUUAUUUACCUCCCACUUUUGGAUGUGUUUUCUGAUUGUGCGAGGGAAGGCAUAGGUGAUGUAGCAGUUGUCACUGGUUUAAGCAAAAAUCUUGUCCCUUAUGGUGGCUGUUUUCAGGCAAAAAUGAAAAACACCUUUCAUAAUGAGCCUCUGGGUAAUUUGCAGCCUACUGUCUGUCCCAUCUGCUUUUCUAUCAGGUGGAAAUUGGUUUAAAUCAUGAGAUGUAAUAUGGGAUACGUUUCCUUUUUUUUUUAGCAUUAACUAUUGUAACAUUGAAAAUUCUUAAAUCCGUAUAAAUAAUUUAUAUUCUCACUAAAUUUUUGACCUCAAAUGAAAUCCUGUAGCUGUGAAUUUCACAACUAAGUGCAGAUUAUCAUUCUUACCACCACUACCCAUGUGCUUAUUUUGAAUUUACCACAUAUAAUGUCUUUGGACACCCCUUUGUUUUAGUGUUACAGAAACGGGAAAUAGAAACUCUGUUUUCUCUUUACUACAUGGCUAAUUAUAAUAUAUCCUUUACUAUUAAUUACCUUGAUUAAAAAUGCUUCAUUUAAACAGUUCUCAGAGUGUUGUUAAAAAAUGAAUAGGACAUAUCAGUUUCUCCUUAGACAGUCUAAGUCAGAGAACUCUGACUUCUCUGGUUAUUUAAAGCAUAUUUCAGAAAACUCAGAUUAUUACAGACUGAUAAAAUCAAUGUGUGCGUGUGACUGUGUGUAUGCAUGUGAAUGUGCAACUGCCUUUUUGCAGAAACUAAUUUAUUUUAUCUUGCUAUUGGAGUAAUACAUAAAUCCUUUUUAUGCAUACACUCUUUUUUUUUUUUUUUUUUUUAAAUUAAGAGUUCUGGUUUCAGUCUUGGGAGACAUUUCCCCUUAAUACAACUGUUCCAUUUUACACUUCCAUCUCUAUUUUAUACUGACAUUACCUACAUAUCUAUGCUUAGUUGCAGUUCAUGCACAAGGGUGUAUAGCAAAACAUAAUGUCUCCAACUGAAUUAUCAUUUUGGAACAGUUAAAUCCCUGGGUCGUCUUCAAAAAAUUUAUUGUUUUCUGUAUAAAUUGGGUAGGUGGAUAUGUUUUUUUGAACUCAAUUUAUUCUAAAUGGAAUUUGAUGGAAACUAAAUUUUGGGUACAUUAAGUAAUAUAUUUUUAAAUAAUGGUGUACCAUUUUGAGAAUAAGAAACUGAAGAUUAAUGUUAUAUUAUUCUUUAAAAUAUGCUGUUGGAAUAUAUUUCUAUAUUUUGAGACAUAAUAAACCUGUAAUACUA